Molecule: messenger RNA, 1098 nt
Organism: Endocarpon pusillum Z07020
Lineage: Eukaryota; Fungi; Ascomycota; Eurotiomycetes; Verrucariales; Verrucariaceae
Exons: 2
Coding region: 1-1098 (365 amino acids)
Source: RefSeq, a predicted model, not a curated record
AUGUCUCCCAAAGCCCCCAAGGUCGAGCCAUUGAGCCCAGAUCAUUGGGACAAAUUUGCACCUCCUAUUGACCAGGAUCUAUGGAAGAGAUACAUGAAUGAAGAUGACUCUAACAGCGACGAGUCAGACACGGAGCAAGAAGACACGAUGGCUGGUCCAUCGGCCGACCCGAGAGGCGUGAAAGGAGACGCACAAGAAGUCAAGCCGGUCUCCAAGGCCGAGAUGAUCAAGGAAGUCCUGGAUGAUUCCUUCAAUGAAAUGAUCUACAACAUCUUGGACGGUAGUUCUACGGGAGAAGCUGCCAAAGAAGCCAAUCCUGCACCCGAGAAGGCCGGGACGAGUGAAGUCAGUGAUAAAACGACCACAAAAGACACGACUUCCACAUCGAGCGAGGCCAAGCCUUCCAAAACAAGUAACGACAAUGAAAGCUCCUCGACCAAACCCUCCAAAUCCGAGUCAGCCCUCCAAAUCUGCAGCAACUGCAACCUCCCGCGCCUAAAAUACCCCCGAAUCGGCCUGACAUCCCGCCCACUACCCGACCCAAACGCCUCCUACUGCGCCAACGAGCCACCUGUGGUCCUCGCCGGCCACGACGUCCACGGCAACGCCUUCCCGGGCUUCAAGCCCAAACCCAACGCCGCGGCUGCUGCAUCCAGCACCUCCAAAACCACCAAACCGAAGCCAAAUGGCAGUAAAUCGGACAAGAAAGCAGCAGCGGCAACAGCAGAUGCCUCGUCGCCUUCGGGCUCUCAAGACUCGUCCACCCCGUCGACCUCGUUCGAGUACCCCCAGAUCCGGACGCCGCAGAUGAAAUGCCCGAACAACUGCGGGCAAUGGAAGGCGGUCAAUGUGAUGGCGAAGCAUCUGGAUGCGUGUCUGUUGGGCAAGGGGAGGAGAGCGGGGAGGGAGGCGAGAGAGAGGAUUGGUGCUGGGACAGGCACAGGGAACGGGACGCCGGUGGAGGGGAGUAGGGCGGGGACGCCGAAGCCUGGGACUGCUGGUGCCGGGGCUGGAAGUGGGAAUGGGGGCGUGAAGAGGAAAGGGGUGGAUGAGGAAGGGGCCAAGGCUGGGGGUAAGAAACAGAAGAAGGGGAAAUAG